UCAAUAAUGGCUUGUUAAGUGCCCUUUUAUCAUGUUGGUUUCCUAGGUGUCACGUGGAGGCCAAUCAGCUAACCCUGUUGGAACAAGCUUAGUAAUUUUUGGUGGACAACAUGCAAAGGGGACUCUUUUGAAUGAUCUGCAUAUUCUUGACCCUGGAGACCAUGACAUGGGAUGAAAUUGAUGCCAUGGGAAAAAAGGUUGUGAUUCAAAGAUUUGCAUGUUCCAAGGUUAAUGCAUUGGGGUUGGAUAUCAUUUUUUUCCCCAAGAUUUGGAAUCUUGGCUCUCUAGACCCUAAUUUUACAUUGGAUGCUCAUCAGAAAGGAGUGAAUUGUGUUGAUUACUUUACAGGUGGUGACAAACCUUACCUAAUAACUAGAUCUGAUGAUCACACUACAAAGAGGAAAAGAGUUGCUUGUGAAGCAAUUGUUGAAACUGGAUACUAUUGAGGUUGAAGGUGAAGCGAAGUAGUUGCGGAAAAAUUUUGAGGAUUAAGUUACAAGUACAAUUGUUAGCUUUAUAUAUGUUUGGACUAAGUUGGGAUUUUUUGAAUUUACAUUUUAUGGAUUAUGACUAUGUAAAACUUGUGCGAUUGAGUUUAAAUUUUUUG
Arachis duranensis is the source of this 607-nucleotide messenger RNA. Its product is annotated as coatomer subunit beta'-3. Gene Ontology annotation, molecular function: protein binding. Gene Ontology annotation, biological process: intracellular protein transport; endoplasmic reticulum to Golgi vesicle-mediated transport; retrograde vesicle-mediated transport, Golgi to endoplasmic reticulum. The coding region runs from base 132 to 446 and encodes 104 amino acids. The record is from RefSeq and is a predicted model, not a curated record. The transcript has 4 exons. Gene Ontology annotation, cellular component: COPI vesicle coat. NCBI's taxonomy places the organism in Eukaryota, Viridiplantae, Streptophyta, Magnoliopsida, Fabales, Fabaceae.